Molecule: messenger RNA, 1024 nt
Organism: Nelumbo nucifera (sacred lotus)
Lineage: Eukaryota; Viridiplantae; Streptophyta; Magnoliopsida; Proteales; Nelumbonaceae
Source: RefSeq, a predicted model, not a curated record
CCCUCACUCAGGGUGUUUGGCCUUUGGGUUUGUUUUGUGUGGAUGCUUUUCAAGACCCAGCCGUCCCUUUCAUAACUCUCUCAGUUUUCCAACUAUGUCGAAUAUAAUAGUUUACACGCAUCGAGAUAACCCAGAAGGAAGAAAGAGAAGAAUCUGUCUUGUUCUCUCCUCCGCCCAAAGGGGGGAUAUAUACAAAUACAAUAAAUAAUACAAAUGCAGAGAGAGUUGGGAAGAAAGGCAAGAUUAGAAGAUCAGUGAAUUUGAGAAGAAAAAAUAUGGUGGGUAUCUUUUCACGAUUCUCUGGAAGCAGAAACAGCCAUCGACGGACUCAAAGCGCAGUCGAUGAGAGAGAAGUACCACCCAAUGCUGACACCACAGGUGUUACUACCGCUGCAGCAGUUGCUGCUCAUGGGAUUGAAGUAGCAGUAGAGUUUAAGCCAGUUGAACACCCAGUUGAGCCUCUUGACAAUGAUCGACCAGUAAAAUGCCCACUACCAGAGCCUUCAAUUCUCAAUGAUGGGAGAAUAUGGAAAGAGCACAUAUCUGCAAAUGCACAGAGGAUGUCAGACUUGUCUGUUAUGAAGGAAGAAUCGCAUCUUGAACCUGAAGUAGCUGGGAUAAAGCAGCAGAGAUCUCAAUCUAAUCGCCUGAUUCUUCCAUCCCUUAGCGCCCCAGAGCACAAUCUUGUCCAUCUACUGGAAGAAUGUAAUGCAUCUGGAAACUGAAAUUACUGGGUAUCAAUGUUUAAAUGGGGUGGUCAUGGUUGUGAUUGUUUUUGGAAUCUUUGCUUCAUAAUGUUUUUCAUGGCUUCCUUGUGACUAAUUUUCCUUGUAAAUUUUAUUAAAACAGGAAAAGAAAGACCUAUGUGUAGUCCCAAAACAUUGGGACAUUGAAUCUUAUAUUUAAUAUCUAAAUAACUAAAGUCUCUGUAUGUGAGCAUGCAAUUAGCUCCAGGGAUGCAUCUAUCUAUUGUUUGAUUCAGGAACAGUAUGCAACUGUGCUUAUACUUCUUGUCAAUCGAUUA